This is a messenger RNA of Capra hircus (goat), 2961 nucleotides long. RefSeq lists its product as uncharacterized. The record is from RefSeq and is a predicted model, not a curated record. NCBI's taxonomy places the organism in Eukaryota, Metazoa, Chordata, Mammalia, Artiodactyla, Bovidae. The transcript is spliced from 5 exons. Bases 383 to 1207 code for a protein of 274 amino acids.
CUGCUUCACUGACUAUGCUAAAACCUUUGAUUGUGUGGAUCACAACAAACUGGAUGGAAGCAUGGUGGAUGGAACUUGGACGGUGGAAGUUAGGUGGUGGGUUGUAUGGGACAGUUGUUGGUUUAUUGGUGGUGGGGGACCCAUGGCAGAUGGCUGAGGUUGGCUGGUGGUUGGAUGAUGAUUGGAUGGUAGAAGAGACAUGAAUAGAUGGGCGUAGUAGAUGACAGUGCCUGGGUAGCGGAUGCUGAAUGGUGGAUUGUGGGUGUGGGCUGGGUGUUGGAUGUUGGGUAGAUGAUGGUGGUGAGGUGAGGUGCGGAUGGUGGAAGGCUGGACCAAAAGGCGUGCAUCCUGGCCUCAGGUGUCAGGUCUACACGCUGGCUGAAUGAGACUGUCCCUUUGGGGGACUGGAAUCAGGGAUGAAGAGGGGCCUGGGGUGGUGGCGCUCUCCCGCCGCACACGCACUGGCCCUCACACUCCGUGUGCCCCUUGUCCUCUUCACUCCUCCUUCCAGCUGGAGCGUGUCCUCGCUCUGAUCCAUCUAGUCGCCCUGAAUUCCGCCCCGCUGAAUUCUGGAACCUCAAACUUGAGGCUGCGUGCCUCGAGUGACCAGGAUCAGGUGCUGGGGCGCUGCGGUUUUGGCAAGGGGGGAGAUGGCGCGGGCGUGCUACCUGGGAGCUGGACCUGGGAGCGCGAGUGUGGACGAGGGGCCGGGCGAGGGAGCGCUUGUGGGCGGAGAGCGCGCGGGAGGAAGGCGGGGAGCCAGCCAGGGCGCGCGGACUGGCAGCGGCGGCGGAGCAGUGCCGGCCCUGCGCGAGCACCCGCCGCGCUGGACAGCAGCUGCGGCAUGAGUGGCCCCCAGCCCGCUGCCGCGCCCAGGCUGGGCUCAGACAAGCAGGCCGGAGGCCCGGCAGAGGCUAUGGUGGGUGCCCGGGAGAAGGGCCCUCGGCUGGGCCAGCGGCUGCCCUCGAUCGUGGUGGAGCCCAGCGAGCUGGGUGCGGUGGAGAGCGGGGAGCUGCGUUGGCCUCCAGAGGGCGCCCAGAGGGCGUCUGCCCAGAGCCAGGCUGCUGCUGGCGAUUCCCCCGUCCAGAUGUGGCCCCAGGCCUGGCACACAGCCCCCUCACCACGUCCACCAGGAGAAUCACCGGGGGAGGCUCCUGACGGCGAGCGUGCCAGCUCCACGGGCCAGGUCCCCUGCUCCCAGCCGUAGGACAAGGACCGGCCGGAUCAUGCCGUCCCCGGGCUCUGACAGCUGAGAGGGGGCCUCUGCCUCGGAGGGGCUGGGCUGACGCUUUGAGAGGCCUGGGCCUGCCCGGGCACCCAGUGGGCACAGCUGACCACCACCCCUCCUGCCUCACCAGGUCCAUCAGUACCGCUCUCCCCCACCCCCUCCCAGCCGCAGCCCAGGGUUUGGAUCACACCCCUCCUACUUCUCUGGAGGGAAGCACAAAUAAAGGCUCUUCCUGGUGGUCACUGGGCACACUGGGUGGGGACUCCAGGGGCUGAGGACAAUUUGGGUCCUGCCAGUGACCUUCCAGGCGAGGGUUUCUGCUCAGAGCUCAGGCUGCCAGACCAGAGUGACCACUGGCUGUCCCACACUGGACGUGGGGGUGGCUGGUGCAGCUGUCGUGUCCGCUCCUGUGGCACCCUGCCGAGACCCUCUGCCCCACUUCAGCUGAGGCUGAGACCAGCGUCCUCCAGGUGGCCUCCCCACCUCUCCUUGGGGCCUCCAGUCCUGGCUGGCCCCUGAGGGCAGGACUCCUCCUGUCACCCCUUACCAACUCUGAGUGCAGUAGGACAUAGGAAUGGUACCUGGGUGGGGUGCCCUGUCCCAGCUUGAAUCUUGCAUAGUCCCAUUGUACAGAUGGGGAAACUGAGGUGCCCGAGGCUAGUGCUGGCCUCAACUAGCAUAGGACUCCUGAAGUUGGGAAGCCACCACCCAGCCAGACAGACAGUCCAUGCAGGAGACUGGGUAGCACCUCUUCCUGAGCCACGUGAGGGGCCUAUCCCUCCGAGGGGUCCAGCGACAUGGCUUCUUGGCUCUGCUGACUGGUCAGGGUGGACCUGGGGCGCGGAAACCUGAUCACUGCCUGGGUUCACUGUCCAGGUGUGCCACCCUCUCUCCCAUCACCGCAGGCCUGAUCCAGGCCUGACGAAGCUCAGGGCCGGGCAAGGCGAGCCCUGAGUAAAUGUUAGCUCAGUAAAUCCACAGGCCCAGUGGGUGGUGCAGGGUCAGAGUCAGCAUGGAGGAGGCAGAGGGAGACACAGGCCCCUCUGUUCUCUCCUGCAGGCCUCGCUAACCUCCAGGAUGAAUAAAGCACUUUCCAACCCGCCUGCCUUCUAAAAAUAGCCCAGCCCCCAAAUGCAGGAGAGGUGGGAAGCGGAAGUGCAGAAGUUUGCCUGGCAGCCAGCUUUAAUUUUAACCCUGUGGCCAGUAUACAGGGCCCAGGCUGGCUCCUCUUAGGGUGGGGGAUUGGGGGGAUUGGGCUGUCCUUCAAGGUCCCUCCCGUCCUCCUCCGGCCCUUCCUGUCGCCUCCACAAGGGGGCAGGGGACAAACAUUUCACAGAAAGCCUUGCCAGGGCUUGCGGACACGGGGGAUUUGGGUCCAGGGCUCGAGCAAGCCGGGAGUCCUUCCCAGGCAGGGGUUUCCCGGUGCGGAAUGUGUGUGUGUGGCGGGGGAUGGUGCUGAGAUUUCAUUCUCGCCCCUCCUGGGCAGGGUGUCACAGCGACUUUCUAGAGGUCCCGUGGCUGAUAAAGAGCCGGGCUGAGGCAGAAUUCCCGGUGCGCCUGGGACCUAAGCGCCAGAGUGCCCACAACGCCACCCUCGAGCUCACCACCGAUCAAGGCAGAUCUGGGGAAGAGACGCCGCCUCAACUGGGGGUCUCGGGACCCCGUCGUGCCCCGGGAGCAGGGGAACGGGGGAGUCAGCCCCAGGGAGGAAGCCCGGUGGGGCGGAGCAGAGU